Messenger RNA from Amaranthus tricolor (Joseph's coat), 2019 nucleotides. Its product is annotated as protein trichome birefringence-like 11. The coding region runs from base 186 to 1463 and encodes 425 amino acids. Gene Ontology annotation, cellular component: Golgi apparatus. Gene Ontology annotation, molecular function: O-acetyltransferase activity. Lineage: Eukaryota; Viridiplantae; Streptophyta; Magnoliopsida; Caryophyllales; Amaranthaceae. The transcript is spliced from 4 exons. The record is from RefSeq and is a predicted model, not a curated record.
AAAGGAACAAAUUUCCUUUGUCCUUUUUCCCCAUUUUUCCAUACUUUUUUUUUUGUUUUCUCCUUGUGCCUUACUAUCCCCGUUCUCUUUAUCUACUAACUGUCCUUUUAGCUUUACUUUUUGUGUAUAGUACCACUUUCAAAUUCAAACUAAUAAUUAGAUCAAAUCUUUGGAUUUAAACACCCAUGAAUCAACUAGAUUUCUUCAAGAAAUUCAACAAAUUAAACCCACUUGAAUUAUCAAUAAGUAUUAUUGGGUUUUUGAUUCUAACUUUAUGUCUUCUUUGUUCUUUCUUCUACUUUGAUAAUAGAGUGGGGUCACAAGCUAGACUUACUUGGUGGUUUGGGAUUUCUGCUACUGAAAAUGGGCAGUUCUUAUUUUCUGAAAAAGAUUGUGACUUUUUUGAUGGAAAAUGGGUUUGGGAUGAAACUUACCCUCUUUAUAACCCUAAAAAUUGUUCCUUUAUUGAUGGAGGUUUUAGGUGUUCUGAAAAUGGUAGACCUGAUAAUUUAUUUACCAAAUGGAGAUGGCAACCCAGAAGAUGCAAUUUGCCCAGAUUUGAUGCAAAGCUGAUGUUAGAAAAGCUCAGGAACAAGAGGCUUGUAUUUGUUGGAGACUCGAUUGGAAGAAACCAAUGGGAGUCGCUUCUAUGUAUGCUUUCUUCCGCAGUCUCUAACAAGACUUCAAUCUACGAAGUAAAUGGAAACCCGAUAACAAAACACAUGGGAUCGUUGGUGUUUCUGUUUAGAGAUUAUAAUUGCACUAUUGAAUACUACAGAGCUCCAUUCUUAGUGGUGCAAGGCAGGCCUCCAGCUGGUUCUCCCCCGAGUAUAAAGUACUCUCUGAAAGUCGAUCAGUUGGAUUGGAGCUCUGGAAAAUGGAUAGAUGCCGAUGUGCUUAUUUUUAAUGCUGGUCAUUGGUGGACUUAUGACAAGACGAUUAGGAGCGGCUGCUACUUUGAAGAAAGAAAUGCGAUAAAGAUGAAUAUGAGUGUUGAAACUGCUUUCAGGCGGUCAAUAGAGACUCUUACAAACUGGAUUGAUACUCGAGUAAAUAUAAGCAAGACAAGUGUCUUCUUUCGGUCCUAUGCACCCGUGCACUUCAGUGGAGGUGACUGGAAGACGGGUGGUACAUGUCAUUUGGAGACGAUGCCAGACUUAGAUGCUCCUUACAUGCCCCAUAUUUGGGGCCAUUACAAUAUCUUGAACGAUGCUCUGUCCGAUCAUGCAAACCGAACUGGUAUGACUAAAGUGAACUUGUUGAAUGUCACCUAUAUGACAUUACAGAGAAGAGAUGGCCAUUCGUCACUUUACUAUUUGGGGCCGAAACCUGCUCCCAUUCAUCGGCAAGAUUGUAGUCAUUGGUGCUUGCCAGGUGUUCCCGACACAUGGAAUGAACUUCUGUACGCAGUCCUCCUCAAGGACCAUUUCCAUUCAUCGAAGAAUUUCACAGGAGUCUUUUAAGAUGAAGCCUGGUCUAGAAUUCGAGAUCAAUCUUUCCCGGUUGAACGAAAAAGGGUUGUUGGAUUGACGGAUUUAUUCACCCGAACAAAAAACUCAAUUUUGACUUUAAAAUUACACGGUUUGUCAUACUGUUGUAGGAUAAAUUUUCUAGAUCGUUUGUAAAUCAAUAUAUAACGAACACCAAAGCUAGUCCUCUGCUGUUCAUGUAUCGGUUAUUGCGUGACUCGAUCUGUGUUCAAGUCGAUGGGGCUAGAAAAGUAAUCGGAGCUGUGAAAACGAGGACUCCAAUGCGUGAUAACGAAAGCUCGUCUCUCGGGUGAAUCAAAGACGGACAUUGAAAUUUUUAUGGACUGCUGCUGUGCAAGAAUGGAUUUUAUUCUGAAUAUUUGUAUAGGAGUGUUAGUAGUAGCAUAUCAUUCUUUGGUCUACAUAUUAUAUCUUCUUAAACUAACAUAGUAAUUACUAUUUAUAAAACAAUAUUGUUUUACUUCAUCUUUAUAGUAUACGGAGAAAAGAUCUUGUUUAAUUUGUUUUAAUUUUUGAUGUGUAUUUUUUU